Messenger RNA from Adineta ricciae, 1278 nucleotides. The record is from the annotation of a GenBank genome assembly. Lineage: Eukaryota; Metazoa; Rotifera; Eurotatoria; Adinetida; Adinetidae.
AUGGCUUGGGUAGAACGAAUGAUACCACCCGACCAAGAUGAACAAUUUGAAAGUUGGCGACAAGAAUUUCUUCAAGAACGUUCGUUACGAAUUGUUCGUGAACGAGAAAUUAUGAAAGAAACAGCUGAACGAUGCAAAUCAUAUAAAAAACGUGAACAAGAAGCCAAUGAAGCUAUUGAACGAAAACGUCAAGCAAUUUUAGCACAACGCAAAGCAGCAACUGUGCAGGCAACAAUGCGAUUUCAACGUAAUCUACCAGGAUUUACUGUGAUGGAUCCAGACAAAUUCGAUCGAGCUAUCGAAACGAUCACCGGUCGACAACUAUCCAAUCGCUCGACGCCAAGACGAGUUCCUACGAAUUAUCAACAGCAGCAGAGAGCGAAUGUAACAUUUCGUCGGUCGAUAUCAAUGGAAGAAUUAGGAUCGAAGCAGGCGAUGUUAAAUCCAUUCAAACAAGACCAACGAACUCCACAGGUUUUACCUCGGACAAAUUCCGUCAUUCAUGUCCCACAAAACGCCAAUCCUGUUCAAUACACUUCACCUUUACAAGAAGUUCAACGUCAGGUACUAAACGAUUUUGCUGCUCAAGUUCAAUCAACUCUUCAUCAUAAACAACAAUUCGAUGAAACGAACACAUGGGAUCGCGAAAGUAUCGACAGUCUGGAAGAAUCAAAUCAUUAUCAACCACAGAAAAUCAGCGGACCUAUCGUUCGUCCAACUCCUGUUGUAAAUAUUCAGCCGAGAAAAUCUACAAAUGAAGAUCAACAAGCACUAUUACGUCGAAGUUAUCACGAGAGUUUUUUUGUUAGAACCACUCCUGUUACUGGUGACGAACAAGUAGCAGCAUGGUUAGGUGCGAGUAAAAAACCCGAAAUACCAUCGCCUAUGCAAAAACCUUCGUCACUCGAUGGAACCGAGAGCGAAACAAAUGGAAAACGGAAAAGUAUUCUGAAACGAUCGCCUUCUGUGGAAAGUAAUCUAUCAAAUAACAAACCAAUCGCGGUAGCAAGAAAAGGCAGUGCACCACAAACGCGUACCAUUGGCGAAAAAACUCGCGUGAAAGAUAGUUUAGAAGUCAUCAAUACGAAACUAUUGAAAGACAUGGACACGCAAAAAAAAACUGUUCGAUUUGCACCAGAUACUGACAAUCAACGAUGUGUAUCAGAUACUCAACUUGUUAAACAAUCCGAUUUAGAUUUAGACAAUGAACAAACACCAGUACGCCGUGUUCAAUCAGUGGCGAUGUUCACUGUUCCACAACGUCCACCUUCGAAGUAA